Messenger RNA from Nymphalis io (European peacock), 1021 nucleotides. RefSeq names its product anamorsin homolog (gene CIAPIN1). The transcript is spliced from 5 exons. NCBI's taxonomy places the organism in Eukaryota, Metazoa, Arthropoda, Insecta, Lepidoptera, Nymphalidae. Gene Ontology annotation, biological process: iron-sulfur cluster assembly. Gene Ontology annotation, cellular component: cytoplasm. The coding region runs from base 195 to 944 and encodes 249 amino acids. Gene Ontology annotation, molecular function: iron-sulfur cluster binding. The record is from RefSeq and is a predicted model, not a curated record.
UCAAAAUUAAACUUCACAUAUCGCAAGUUCAUAAUUUACAAAUCAUUUCGGAUUCGUCGAUUCGGGCUUCGAAGACGCUUUCGAAUUAUUGUUUCAUGAUUGAGUUGUCCGUCCUCCGUACUCUCAAAAAUUUAAAGCAAUACAUUUAAACCCUUUCGCGUUUUCCUUCUAUUUAAAAAGUUGCUGUUUACAUCAUGGAUAAUAUCAAAAGUGGUGAUAAUGUAUUGAUCGUAUGGAGUAACAGUGAACCUAAUAAAAUAAGCGAAUUAGUAAACAAAAUUCAAGGUUUAGCAAAUACGUCUGUGGUUCUUGAAAAUUCUUCUAUGAUUACAGAAGCUUCUAGACCGUUCUCUUCGUUUGAUAUAAUAUUAUCGAAUUGGAUAAUACCACACUCUGUUGACCACAAUGAUAGUCUACUUGCAAUAUUAAUUAAGCUCUUGAAGCCCAGUGGAAAACUUAUUUUAAAAGACACAAAAGAUAUCACUUUAAAUCUCAAGUUAAACGGAUUUAUAAAUGUUACAAAAGGGCGUGAUAACCAGUAUUUAGCUGAAAAACCUAAUUUUGAGGUUGGCUCUAAAGCAUCACUUAAACUCAGUAACAAACCAGCAGUGUGGAAAUUAGAUGAAACAAUAGAGGAAGCAUGGACAGGAAAGAAUGAUGAUGAAAUAAUUGAUUCUGAUAUGUUGCUCGAUGAAGACGACCUUAAGCGUCCUGAUCAGCAGUCAUUAAGAGUAUGCUCUACAACCGGGAAAAGGAAGGCAUGUGCGGACUGCUCUUGUGGCUUAGCUGAAGAGUUACGAGGAGAGACAAAAGAUACACCUAAAUCCUCAUGUGGAAGUUGUUAUCUAGGGGAUGCUUUCCGUUGUGCAACAUGUCCAUACCUUGGUAUGCCAGCCUUCAAGCCCGGUGAAAAAGUGAUCUUGGAUCUUAAGUCGGAUAUAUGAAUGUUUUUAGUUAUAUUAAAUAACUUAUACGCUUGAUAUUUUAUGUUGUGAUUAUAUAAAUAAAUAUUUCAAAAUCA